Molecule: messenger RNA, 1684 nt
Organism: Amphimedon queenslandica
Lineage: Eukaryota; Metazoa; Porifera; Demospongiae; Haplosclerida; Niphatidae
Exons: 7
Coding region: 16-1512 (498 amino acids)
Source: RefSeq, a predicted model, not a curated record
GAGGUAAGAGCGAUCAUGAAUAUCCGUAAUUUCUGGCGCGAAGUGACAAAUUCUGGAUCACGUGAUCUUGUAGCGCCCUUUUCACCAGUAGAUCCCUGUGUACCUUUGCCUUUCUUCUCCGUUCUAGUUCUGGACAUGUCCGCCUCAUCUCCUGUUACUGAUCCCAUACCCCACAGCGUGGCCGAGACACUACAGGUUACUACCAGUGAUGCUACAGACCCAGUCCCUGUGACCGACCAUGUUUCAGUCACCGAUCCCAUCUCUGUCACUCAACCCGUACCAGCUUCUAGCAUACCAAGUGUAGGUGCCAGUAUAUCCGUCCCUGACAAUGGCUCUGCCGCCUCUGCUCUGGCUAAUGAUCGGUCUUCAUCUGCUUUAUUGAGCCUGGCCUCUUCUUGUAGUUUGACUGAGAUACUAAACGCUCAGCAGCAGGCCUUAGAACAGUUUCAGUGUCAAUUGCAGUUAGCCCAACAGACUGAAGCUAUCAAUCAACGAUUGGACGCUAUUGAACGUACACUGAAUUCCCUCAUACAGCAGAAGGCACAGGAGGAAGCAGCUAAGAAUGCAGCAGUUGUUGCUGCCGCGGCUGCAGCUGCAGUUACACCCAUCACUCCAUCUCAACUCCGCCCAUCACAGCAGCUCCAGUUACCAAGCAGCAGUCCUCCUGGGAGUGACUCCAAGAAGAAACUACCACGGGAACUUUGUAGUAAAGUUCGUUCAACUUACAAUUCUUUGAGUCUCAAUUUCAAGAUUGACGAGCGGUUUCUGAGUCCAGCAAACCAGCAUGUUACCGAUGCUCUUAUUGAUCAAGUCUAUACUGACAGUGGUGGGAUCUAUAAUGUCAAAGACAUUAAACGUGCAGUUCAUCGUUACUAUGAGUCAAGGAGGAGGAUUGGUAUUGAAGAACUGCCAGAUAGACAAGAGAAAGCUGCCGAGCAGAAGAAGAGGAGGAAAUAUAGAGCACGUCAGCAAAGGUCUUAUGAUAGGCGCAAGAAGUUUGUUAGGGAGUCAGAGGCCAAGUAUUGGCAUUAUGUUAAUCCUGCUUGUAUGACUGAAGAGUCUGAUGCUGAAGAUGGUGAUACUGGUGGAGAUAAGAUUAUUACCCAUCGUCUCAUAUGGAGAUCAGAAUUUUUGAACAUGUUCCUGAACAAGUUGGAUGUUCGUUAUGAGAGAGCCCGUAAGCCAGGGCCAGGAGUAUCAGCUAAUGCUCGUAGGGAACGUAUUGAAGGCCAACCAUCAACCUCACAGCCUCCUGUUGGUCUACCAUCAUGGAUGCUAGAUCAAGACUACCAUCAGGUUACUGGUAUAUCUGUAUCAUUGACCCCAACAGCUUCACAGACUCAGUUGAUUGUUACUACACCUCUUCAUGAUGCUGCACUAGUAGAAACAUCUACAGUGUCUGAUGAAGUCUCCUAUUCUUCUCUUAUUGACAUGCAAGAGGUUAAAGAUGAUUCCAGUGAUUUUGAGUUGCCUGAUCACGUUGUUGCUGAUGCCACAUCAUUUACUCAAUAAUGGCUGACUGUUCUCAAGGAUUAUUAUAUAACUACAUGUAUAAUGUGCAGAAGCCUAUAAUAUUUAAGAAAGAUUGACUUAAUCCUAUAUUACACUAAUUGAAUAGUUAAUAUACUGAUAUUGUAAUGACCUCUUUGUCACCAUUUGUUAGUAUUGUAUUUAUUAAAGACAA